Salvia miltiorrhiza (redroot sage) is the source of this 1178-nucleotide messenger RNA. RefSeq lists its product as uncharacterized. The transcript is spliced from 7 exons. Lineage: Eukaryota; Viridiplantae; Streptophyta; Magnoliopsida; Lamiales; Lamiaceae. The record is from RefSeq and is a predicted model, not a curated record. The coding region runs from base 122 to 889 and encodes 255 amino acids.
GAAACCCGGACCGGCGGACAAAAAAAAUAAACAAAAAACACUUUAUUUGCAUGCAACGUGUCAACAUCUUAAGGGCAUUUCAAGUAAAAGGGAGCUAAAGCCAAACAAUCUUACAAAGAACAUGACUUUUCAAGAAAUGCAUCCUAUAUUUGGAAGAGUGGUGGCGGAAUCGUCAGCGCCGCCGCAGCAAACCUCGUCGCGUGUCCCGUUUCUUUAUUACUUGCACCGUAGUGGAGACGACGGCUCGGUGCUCCGAGUCGUCGCCACCGAUUUCCAGUGCAAUACAUUUCAGACCAUUAGGUCUCGCCAACAGCUCGAAGACUUGAAGGAUGAUAUCGGGAUUGGUGGCUCGUGGUCUGAGUUUGUUGACUACAUCACAUCUUCCCUAAAAUCAGGAGAUGUAAAGCUUGUCAUGGAUGGUGUGUCAGAACUCGGAGGUGCUUCUCAGGCAAAAUUAAUUUCCCAAAAAGCAAAAGGAAUGCCACGGAUCUUGUUUUCUCUUCAUAAGCUUGUUGAUGGUGCUGCUAAUGAGGCAAUGGCCAAUCUUUCGCUGGAACUGUACAAUGAAUUCAAGGACGUUCAGAGUUCACUUGCAGAAGAGAAAGGGAGCAAAUAUCACUUGCAAAAAGUUCUAGCUACUGAACAGGAGAAGAACGUUGAUCUCCAGAAGCAAUUGAACAUGACAUUAUAUUCAGGAAAGCACAAGUCACAGAAGAUAAAUGACAGAAAAGACUCAGGUUCUACGUCUGUUGUGAUUUCAGCAGAGUCACCAGACAAGGAAACUGCUUCUGACACAAACUCAAGAAAAAGAACUACCCGUGUUGCACCGACAUACCGCAGGUCUAAAGUAAGAGGAGCUAUUUUAAAUGACACUGAAGAUGAUGCAUAGAAUUUCAAAGGAUCCUGACUACAUGUCUUCGUGUUAUGAAAAUUACUGGCGUCUAUCAUGUUCAUUACAGUGUCAGAAGUUGAUAGCUCUAGAUUUUUUUUCAACUGACGCUCGGUAGUUGGAGAACCGAAUCUAGCAGUGCAUCAGUGGAUUUGUUUCAAAUGUAGGAAAUGGAAAUAUCUCUCAGGCAGCAUCUUCUGAUGUGAAUUGCAACUGCUAGUAAAGGUUCUUGUGACAAUUUGUAUUUUCAUUUGUUACAACUAGAAAUGGAAUUUGAACAAUACGUAAA